AUGAACGAUGAGGCCGAGUCGUCCCGAGCUGCACUGCGCCAUGAUGACAGCUCUCCUGACCACCUCGAAAGCGUAGUGGACAUCAACCUGGAAGAAGUUGCACGUGAGCGCGCGAAAGAUGCAAAGGAACGGCGGCUAGAUGUCAAAAGGAAACGCAUCCGGAUGCUGGGCGAUCUUCUGCGCGAGCUAGAUCUCGUGGUAUACAUGGAGCUGCUCGCCCUCUACCACCUCGACUGCUCGUUUUUCUGGUUUGCACUGCGAGCACUAGCUCAUGGUAGUCUACUCACGCCAGUCUCGGACCCAACAAUGCAACGACCGCCUGACGAACCUCGACCGUUCCUACCCGUAGUGGCAGGACUAUUCGCUAUGAACUUCCUGCUGCAUAUUCUAUAUCCUGCGCCAUCAGCUGGUGAGGACACCAGAGGCUAUCUGCACGGCGGCUUGAUGAUAGACUUCAUCGGGCAGCAAGGGCCAACCAGCAAGUGGAAGCUCGCAGGAUUGGAUAUGUGCAUCUUGGUCUUGCAACUGAUCAUGGUAUCGGCGCACGUCAAGCGCCGCGAUCUGAAGAAACAGUUGGCACAGAUAACCGCAGGUGAGGCACCGUCAGGCAGCGCCGCAGACACAGCCACGUCAGACGCUGCGGGCGACAACACAAUACCGGCGACCUCAAAUCAGAACGCGGCCCGAGGGCAGGAUGCCGACGAUGAAGAGCGCGGUGUCUUACGCCGGACCGAUACCAUGUCAGACAUAGGAGCCGAUGCCGAAGAGGAGGAUUCACUACUGCCGUCUGCGUCCGAGUCAGGUCACGUCGAUGCGCUUGGCAUUCUAACCUCGGGACAGUGCGUCAUUUUGUCUACUGGGGUUGUCGAUACGAUAUGGCGCGAGAACGAGAAUUAUCGGGCGUUCCGCCGGACGCGCACAGAAAGCAGUCUUAGCGGUGACAUGCCAGAGACACUGCGCCGUCUCAACACGCUGCGCGCUCGCUUUGGUGUCGGUGGAGGGUGA
Macroventuria anomochaeta is the source of this 1005-nucleotide messenger RNA. Its product is annotated as DUF1746-domain-containing protein. Lineage: Eukaryota; Fungi; Ascomycota; Dothideomycetes; Pleosporales; Didymellaceae. Gene Ontology annotation, biological process: protein processing; SREBP signaling pathway. The transcript is spliced from 2 exons. The coding region runs from base 1 to 1005 and encodes 334 amino acids. Gene Ontology annotation, cellular component: Dsc E3 ubiquitin ligase complex. The record is from RefSeq and is a predicted model, not a curated record.